Messenger RNA from Microthlaspi erraticum, 1992 nucleotides. NCBI's taxonomy places the organism in Eukaryota, Viridiplantae, Streptophyta, Magnoliopsida, Brassicales, Brassicaceae. The record is from the annotation of a GenBank genome assembly.
AUGUCUUCUUGCACCUCUUUGAUUUUCCUUUUCCUUUUCUCCUUCCUCACUAGCUUCAAAGCUUCUGCUAGAAAUCCUGUUUUCCUAAACCAGUUUUGUCCAAAUACGACAACAUUCUCCAGAAACAGCACUUACUCCACCAAUCUCAAAACCCUUUUGUCCUCUCUCUCUUCCCCCAACGCCUCAUACUCCACCGGAUUCCAAAACGCCAUAGCGGGACAAGCCCCCGACAGGGUCACCGGACUUUUCCUCUGCCGCGGAGACCAAUCGCCGGAAGAUUGCCACAACUGCGUCGCCUUUUCCGUCAACCAUACCUUCAAUAUCUGUCCGAAUGGGAGCGAAGUCGUGCUCUAUUACGAUGAGUGCAUGCUCAGAUAUUCUCACCAGAAUAUUCUCUCGACCGUUACACUCAGAGGACGAAACAUCCAGUUGAACGGCAAUAAAAUUUCAUCUAAUCAAUCAGACCGGUUCGAAGACUUGGUGUCGUUGACGAUGAAUCAAGCUGCCCUUGAAGCGGCGAGCAGUUCUAGAAAAUUCUCUGCGAUAAAGGCCAAUUGGACUGCGCUCCACAGUUUGUACGUUCUGCUUCAGUGCACUCCUGAUAUUAACAAACAAGAAUGCUUGAGCUGUCUCUAUGAAUCCAUCUACGGAAUACCUUUUAACAGAAUUGGAGGAAAACUUAAUCGGCCAAGCUGUAGUGCAAGGUACGAACUUUACCCAUUCUACAACGAGACCGCCGUUAGAGCACUACUACCACCAUCACAACAAGCACCACCACCACCACCUACCAACGCCUCUACUUCUCCUGUGUCAUCUACUCCACGACCUAGGAAAAGUGGGAAUUCAAAUAUGCUAGCGGUAUCCAUUGUUGUGCCUAUUAUUGUGCCUGUUCUGCUUUUCAUAGCUGGCUAUUGUUUCUUUGCAAAGAGGGCAAAGAAGACUUCUGAUAUUGCACCAGCCUGUGAUGAGUCGCUGCAACUUGAUUAUAGAACAAUUCAAGCAGCAACAAACGAUUUUUCACAGAGCAACAGGAUUGGUCGAGGUGGAUUUGGCGUGGUUUACAAGGGUACAUUUUGGGAUGGGACUGAAGUAGCGGUGAAGAGACUGUCAAAAACAUCCAGACAAGGUGACACAGAGUUCAAGAACGAGGUUGUUGUUGUUGCAAAGCUUCAACACAGAAAUCUUGUUAGGCUUCUCGGAUUUUCUCUUCAAGGAGAAGAAAGGGUACUAGUCUACGAGUAUGUGCCUAACAAAAGCCUUGAUUACUUCCUCUCUGACCCUGCAAAGCAAGGUCUACUGGACUGGCGGACUAGACGAUACAAGAUCAUUGGAGGGAUUGCUAGGGGAAUUCUAUAUCUUCAUCAAGAUUCACGGCUCACCAUCAUACACCGUGACCUCAAAGCGAGUAACGUUCUUCUGGAUGCUGAUAUGAAUCCGAAAAUCGCUGAUUUCGGAAUGGCAAGGAUCUUUGGAAUGGACCAAACACAGGAGAACACAAGCAGAAUAGUUGGGACUUACGGUUACAUGUCUCCUGAAUAUGCGAUGAAUGGACAGUUCUCAAUGAAAUCAGAUGUCUAUAGCUUUGGAGUGUUAGUUCUUGAGAUUAUAAGCGGUCGAAAGAACAGCAGCUUCUACGCGACGGACGGCACACAUGCCUUGGUGACACAUGCUUGGAGACUUUGGAGUAACGGAACAGCGUUAGACCUCGUGGAUCCAGUUAUUGUAGAUAACUGCCAGAGGAAUGAAGUGGUUCGAUGCAUCCAUAUCGGUCUUUUAUGUGUUCAAGAAGAUCCUGUAGAUCGUCCGACCAUGCAAACCAUUUUCAUGAUGCUCACUAGUAAUACCGUGACUAUACCAGUGCCUCAACAACCCGGAUUUUUCGUUCAGAGUAGACCCGAGAGAGACCCGCUUGAUUCAGAUCCAUCUACUACAAACAAGUCUGUGGCAACGUCUGUUGAUGAUUCAUCCAUCACUGAUUUAUAUCCUCGUUGA